Molecule: messenger RNA, 864 nt
Organism: Penicillium cosmopolitanum
Lineage: Eukaryota; Fungi; Ascomycota; Eurotiomycetes; Eurotiales; Aspergillaceae
Exons: 1
Coding region: 1-864 (287 amino acids)
Source: RefSeq, a predicted model, not a curated record
AUGCCAGCACAACAAGCCAACCACAGGAGCCGAGGCGAUGAUGCACAGGAUGAUCGUCGCAGUUUUCUUAUGAACCUGCCUCUAUCCAUCAAGAUGUACACAUAUUAUGGUGAGCCACAAUUCUUCGACAUACUCGACGCCGAAUACGCUCUUUUGAACUCUUCAGGCACCGGAAGCGAGUUUCUGCUUUUUCACGCGAGUGAAAAGACCAUCAAUACUAUCAUGCACCCCCAAAGCAGCCGCUGCAUUGCCAAGUUCUGUUCAUCGUUUGAUACCCAAGAGCAGCUUCUACUCGUCAAAAUUCCUUGCUCGCUUCAUACUGCGGCUUGCGCUGAGAUGCAUGAUAUGAUCAAGAAGAGCCUUGUACCUAUGGGUUUAUCCAGCGCUGUCCAAGGAUAUCCUCGCGCGAUUGUUAGGUCAAGCCCCAUAGAUACCCGGGGAAAGCAGCCUGAUUAUUGCUGGGGACCAAAGAACAAACCUCCAGAUCCUCUAAGCACGCCAUCUGUCACCUUCGAAGUUGCAUACUCGGAAUCGGAUUCCAAGCUCACUUCCGAUGCACGAUUCUGGCUGAGCCCUGGCCAUGGCAAUGCCAAUAUGUGCCUCACACUUCAAAUCAAUCGGUCGAGGCCAGAGAUCAAAAUUAAGCAGUGGCGAAAGUCCAGUAAAGCCAGAAUCAAAUGCUCUCAAAUUAUCUGGAUUACUAAAAAAGGACAAACGCUGGAUUUCAGUGGGCAUCCACUGACGAUUCCAUUCGAAGGUCUAUUCCGUCGCAAGUCAAGUCGCCCAGAGGAGGGAGACCUCGUUAUUUCAGAAUCUCGUUUGAAGGAGAUGGCUAUAAUGAUUUGGCAAAAGCAGGGCUGGUAG